GUGUGAGGACACCUUCAGAGGAGCUACUACUCACCGAACUGCACAUGCACAUGAAGGUGCACAGACUCUGAGAAGAAGGAAUUAGCAACACUGAACUCUCCAGAACAAAGGCUCUAAUUAAGGUCCCCUGCCUCGAUGGAUUAUACACUGGAGCCCAAUGUGACAGCAAUUACUGACGACUACUAUCCUGGUAUGUUCGCAAGCCCCUGCGAUGGGGAGCUUACCCAGAGGGACAGCAGGUUGCUUCUUGCCAUCAUUUAUUGCCUUCUGUUUGUAUUUGGCCUUCUGGGAAACAGCCUGGUCAUCGUGGUCCUCGUGGUCUGCAAGAAGCUGAGGAGCAUCACAGACGUGUACCUCUUGAACCUGGCCCUGUCCGACCUGCUCUUUGUCUUCUCCUUCCCCUUUCAGACCCACUAUCAGCUGGACCAGUGGGUGUUUGGGACCGUGAUGUGCAAAGUGGUCUCUGGAUUUUAUUACAUUGGCUUCUUCAGCAGCAUGUUCUUCAUCACCCUCAUGAGCGUGGACAGGUACCUGGCUAUCGUCCACGCCGUGUACGCCAUAAAAGUGAGGACGGCCAGAAUGGGCACAGCCCUGAGCCUGGUAGUGUGGCUGACAGCCAUCAUGGCCACCAGCCCACUGCUAGUAUUUUACCAAGUGGCCUCUGAAGACGGCGUCCUGCAGUGUUACUUGUCUUACAACCAGCAGACUUUGAAGUGGAAGAUCUUCACCCACUUCGAAAUGAACAUCUUGGGCCUGUUGAUCCCGUUCACCGUUCUUCUGUUCUGCUACCUUAGCAUCCUGCACCAGCUGAGGAGGUGCCAGAACCACAACAAGACCAAGGCCAUCAAGCUGGUGCUCAUCGUGGUCAUUGCAUCUUUACUCUUCUGGGUCCCAUUCAACGUGGUCCUCUUCCUCACGUCCCUGCAUAACAUGCACGUCUUGGAUGGGUGUGCCCUGAGCCAGCAGCUGAUUUAUGCCACCCAUGUCACAGAAACCAUUUCGUUCACUCACUGCUGCGUGAACCCCAUUAUCUAUGCUUUCAUGGGCGAGAAGUUCAAGAAACACCUCUCAGACAUACUUCAGAAGAGUUGCAGCCACAUCUUCCCCUACAUCGGAAGACAAAUGCCCAGGGAGGGCUGGGAAAGGCCGUCGUCCUUCCACCAGCACUCCUCCCGUUCCUCCAGCAUAGACUACAUUUUGUGAGGAUCAGUGAAGAGGAAAUAUCAAAACGCUUUCUUGAGUAGCACGCUAGCAGCAGUGAACAGAGGGGUGGAUGUGGAAGGUUUUCAGAGUUUAGCGUGAAGGACGUUGUCUAUGCUGUCGCCACCACUUGGAACGGUGACUAAAGACACAGUCGUGCCUGCCUGGCACCAUCUCUGAACUGUGACUCUGUUCAGUGAUGAUGAUGGACAAGGUGGUGACUUCAAAGGAUUCUGUAUGGCAAGUGAGAAAAAAAUGACGCCUGACCUCCUUACAUAUACACAAAAUACACCUUCAGAGUCCAUUGGUAUGCUGGAAGAAGUGGAUAUUGAAAAGUUUCGAACAUCGAAACGAGCCUCCAGUUGUGCAUUCAUUGACUGAUGGUGAAACAGCCAAAACGGUUCUGAAUUGAGACGACUGUAAUAAUAGCGACAAUGGAGAUGACAUUAUUUACGCUGCAGAAAACGUGCCUGUAGACAACGUGGUGGAAAUAUGUGAUGGGCUUACUGAAGGACUAGAGCAGUGCACAUUCAUAACAGAACAGGAAACCAUGUCAGUUUAUAAAAUCAAAGAGAGACUUCUAAGACAAAAACUGUUGAUGGGGCAGAUAACUCUUGUUACAGUCCGGAGCAAGAGAAAUAACCACCGAGUCAAAUUGACAGGUCUAAAAAUGAGUCUUCAUAGCUGGCCAGCGGCACACCCUCUGACCCGUGGUAGCCAGGUUCAGAGUGUGGCCCCAAAUGCCUGUUUUACAAAGCUUAUAUACCCUCCACCAAGGCACCAUUGGUGACAUUAAGCAUACAAUUGGAACAUAUUGGUAAUACUUUCCAAGCCUGGGGGGGGGGGUCUGGGACCUGCCUCAGACCA
Microcebus murinus (gray mouse lemur) is the source of this 2067-nucleotide messenger RNA. It is a transcript of the gene CCR8, whose product is annotated as C-C motif chemokine receptor 8. Gene Ontology annotation, cellular component: membrane; external side of plasma membrane. Gene Ontology annotation, molecular function: C-C chemokine receptor activity; C-C chemokine binding. The record is from RefSeq and is a predicted model, not a curated record. Gene Ontology annotation, biological process: cell chemotaxis; calcium-mediated signaling; cell surface receptor signaling pathway. NCBI's taxonomy places the organism in Eukaryota, Metazoa, Chordata, Mammalia, Primates, Cheirogaleidae.